GAGGCUGGAAGAGGAAAGCAACGAGGUUAUGAUAAACGUGAGAUUGGUUGCCAGAAGACGCUGCCACAUCAAAUACCUGUAGGAAGGCAAUCUCUUUCAUCUCCUUCCUCGCAUCACCGAUAAACUCUUUUUGGAUUUGAAUAUUUACGGUUUGGACUGGUUGAGGAGACCAAUGGAACCAACGAGUCGUGCAGAGUGAGGCUGGAAAGGUCACCAGCACUGACAGGGAUCAAACGGGAGCGGAGGCAGUGUUAAUGCGAGCCAUGAGCGUCACCUAGGAGGAAGUGGAUGCCGCGCCUUGAUCCUUCCGCCUGCCCUCGGCACUCGCUGAGGCUAUCCGAGGCACCGGUAGCCGCAUAUAAAGUUGCCUCUUCCCUCUAUCAUCCCGCCUCCGCCGCCUCGCCUGCACCGCCGUUCAAAACUUUAUCAGAAUCGUCUAGCUUGAUUUUGGCAAGAGUGAACGUUGACUGUGAAAGCACCAAUCCAAUAUCGAGAGUUCUGAGGAGUGGUGGUGCUGGCGGCAGUGACGGCGCUGGGACAAGGCCAGAAAUCGGAGAUCACUCUGGACAUACUAGCCGCGGGCGGCAGCUCGGGUGGUGGCGUGCCAGGCUGUUAGUGUGUGUCCUGUACCUAGCUGUUGUUCUUGCACUAAUUAUUUACAUUGAAUCUGCCAGGUUGGUGAUGGUACCAAUCACAGUCUUCCUCAUCGUUCUCUCUCUCGCUCUCUUCGUCAUCAUUCUCUUUUGCGUUUGUUUCGUGGUGUUUCUUUGAUGUUGGGAGCCCAGCAGGAGCACGUCAGCUCCUGCAGGACUCCCGAGGGAAAUAUUAUGUCACUACAGCAACGCCAGUAUUCAGCGGUGCGAGGCUCAGCAGCCUGACUGGCAGUACAGAUCCUGCGACUUCUUUGAUCUGUAGCAGGCUAGCCUCCACUCCCUUGGCACUACACUCGCUGUGUCCCUCACACGCCUGAAUGAUCAUGGUAGCGAGCUUCAGUACUAAGAAUCACCACGAGAAAAUCUGCCUCUGAAUGGGGAGCGGCGCCUGGCGUGGUAGAGCUGUCCCGGGAUAGUGUGUGGCCUGGCGUGUGGUGGGUGUCGGGCACGGGCGGCCACUGGCGUCCGUGGGCGCAUACUUGGCGUGGUCCCCGGGCGGUGCCACGGUUUUAGCCGCGCAGGUGUGGGGCGCUGGGCGGACAGGGCGAGCAGUGUGUGUGGGGCAGAGCUCCCAGCCGUGCCCGUGCCCGUUCUCCGUGGAGCAGUUCGCCUUGGUAUCCCACGCUCCGGCCGACAAGCAGUGUAAUGGGUGCGGGGGCAUGGUGGUAGCCACGUUGUGGGGAGUGUGUGUCCAUGUGGCGUAAGGAACCCCACGCGAAGGUGCGGCAGUGGAUAAGGACAGACAAUACCAGGAACAACAAUAACGACAACAAUAGGAAAAAUAGAAGUGGGAGAAGAAGUGUUAGCAACAAUAGAAGCUGCAGCAAAAGAGGCAGCACAGGGGUAGUGCAGCAGCAGCAGCAGCAUCAAUAGCAGCGGCAGCCGCAGCAGAAACAGCUGCAAGCCCUAACAGUCUCGCCGAGGUAUGAUGCUUGACGGCGACACCAUGGACAUGUCGGCCAGCAACAGCGCGGCCUCCUCGUCUGCCGGGGGAGGCGCUGGCGUAGACUCGACGGUGGUCGGCGAGGACCCAGUGGUGGUGGCUGGGAACAGGCGAGGCCGCGCCAAGGCAAAAGACAAGCCCAAGAAAAAAAGAUUCCUCAGUGCCUCCUCCAAGUCACUCUCAGCAAUUCCUAACAGGAUUCAACUUUCAAUGCUCAAUUCUGGACUCAUCCAUAUAACUGAAGAAGACAAGGCCAUCGGCGCCAUCCCCACCAAGCCUAUCGAGUCCAAAGACCUGUCGAAGAUAUGCGCUCAGCACCGCCGCUAUCCCGUCCUGUACAAAGUAGAGUUUCAGAUGGCAUCCAAGACUGACCCUCAUUCCAUGCGCCACGCCCUCAAGGAAGCCAACGAGCUCAAGAACACCAGCAAAAAAAGCUUAGCCUACGAUUACAACAGGGUGGUGCUGGACCCGCUGCCUGACGCCCCGGACUCAGACUACAUCAACGCCUCCUAUGUCGACAGCCUGCUGACCCCCAAGGCUUACAUCGCCACGCAGGGACCGCUGGAGAAUACAAUCGUUGACUUCUGGAGGAUGGUAUGGCAGCAGAAGACUCGUUUAAUCGUUAUGCUCACCAAGACCUUCGACUUCAUCAAGGUGAUGUGUGUGCAGUACUGGCCGGCCAUGGUGGGCUGCUCAGACCGCUACGAAGGCAUCAAGGUAGACCUGCUCAAGGAGGAACAGCUCGCCAACUUCAUGAUCCGGACCAUCAAACUCAGCCUGGAGGAAAAUCCCGAUGAGGUGAGGGAGAUCGUCCAGUUCCAUUACACAGAGUGGCCGUCACACACCCAGCCCUUCAUCAACGCCCUCCUUGAGUUCAGACGAAGAGUGCGGAUAUGGAUGAGAUCAAACAUAACGCCAGCAGAUGGGCCCACUGUUGUCCACUGCAGUGACGGCGGCGCCAGAACAGGUGUAUAUCUCGCAGUGGACUCCAACCUGGAGCUGCACGAGGAGGACGGCAAGCUGGACGUGUACGGCUACGUCAAGAGGAUGAAGCAGGCGCGGCCGGGCCUCAUAGAGACUGUGUCUCAGUACCGGUUCACCUACGACGCUUUGGAGGAGUUCCUGUUGUGUGGCUACUCUUUCUUCCCCGUCAGUGAACUCUCGCAGCGGCUCAAACACAAGUCCAUGAAGGGUCCCCACAACAAGAGUGAAUACCAGAUAGAGUUUGAGAAAAUUUGCAAGAUGACGCCACGGUUCACCAUCGGAGACUGUGCGGGAGGCCACCGAGCAGAUAACAGAGUCAAGAACCGCAAUGUGUUGUGUGUGCCACCUGACAACUUCCGGCCGUACAUCACUUCAUUCCAAGGCAACAACAAUACUGACUACAUCAAUGCAGUCUGCGUCGAUGGGUACUUGAGGCCCAGGGAAUACAUUGUAACCGAGUUUCCCCUCAAGUCGACCAUCUCAGACUUCUGGUCGCUUGUGUACGACCAUGAGGUGACCUCCGUCGUAGUCCUGUGCAACCCCUCACCCUUGGAGGCCUCGACCUACCCUCCAUUCUGGCCGGAGAAAAGCAAGUCAGUCAAGUACGGCCCCGUGUUCACCAUCGACCACGUGAGUCACCAACACUACCAGAACAUUCGCUCCUGGGUCUUCAAAAUUACGAAAAAGAUAUUGUUCCCCCAGCGCAGCCAGCUGGGCACGUAUGACACCGGUAAACACAUCGUCUCGCUGACUGAGUUGAUGGCGGGCAUCAAGGCAGAGCCCAAGUCGUGCCAUCUCUUUCAGCUGAUGUGUUGGCCGCAGGGACACAAGGUGCCCACCUCCACUAACGCCCUGGUAGAACUGAUGAACAUGGUAGAGAGGUGGAGGCAGCGGACUGGCUAUGGCCCCGUUGUGGUGGUCAGCCCGGACGGCAUGAGUCGAGCGGGCGUGUACUGCGCGGCCAAUGCAUGUAUUGAGCAGGUGGUGCAGCACGGCGAGGUGGACGUGUUCCAGGCCGUGCACACCGUCAGGCGACACCGACCACAGCUCAUUGGAAACAUGACAGAAUACAAAUACUGUUAUGAUCUCGUCCUGCACUAUGUCCUUCACUUCCUGUCCAAGGAGGUAAAAAAGUGACGCUGAGGCUCAAGAGUUGAAGCAAAGCCCCGCCAGGACAGCGCUCACCCUCCCCCACCCUGUAAACCUGAACUAACAGUGGCGGUGGUGGUGACUAAUGUAGUGCAGUCUCCUCCUGUACUAACUUGGAGGUCUCCCGUGAACUAUACUGUGACUAUUGACAUAUUUACUCCACCCUGCUGUUGAACACCUGGCUCAUACCUGCCGUGGCACGGUCUCUUUUCCAGGACGACGAAGAAAACAAUCAAGGGUCGACUCUCAAAGAAAUACCGAGAUAAAGGUGUUCGAUGCUUUGGCAGGCAUUACUCAAGACACAGGAUGCUCUUCCCUCCUCUCCUGUACAUCUUGUCGCAUCUCUCCUUCUCUCACACUCCUGUUCUCCUUGUCUGUUCUCCAUUCUGCUCAUUGCCGUUACGUGGUGUUGUUAUUGUUUUGUUAAUGUUGUGAGUUAUGAAAAGUAACAAGCCAGUGGCGCCUUACUGGCCCAGACAGAUCUCGCUAUAACAAUGUGCUAGGGAUUUGUGCAUCAGAGCUUCACGGUAAAAGAUCUUCCUCUAAGAAACACUUUGUUCACCUUCCAAAGAAAAGAGAAAAUAACGGAAAAGAAUGAUAUCAAACUUGCCUCACUCUCCGAAGCAAAAUUAAAGGAAUUGUGACCUUAUAGGAAUGUUUUAGAAAUUACAUGACUGUCUGGCAUUCAUUUAACACUAAGCUAUUGGUGUUACCCGAAGUCGCAAUGUGCAGAAGGACAGUGUUGCUCUAAGUGCGUCAGCUGCGGCGACAUACAGCACCCAGAACACUAAGACUUUGUUCACAGAAGACUGAGAGUGAAGACCAGGAGUGGCAACAUAUUUGGAUCACUAUGACCUCUUGCGACCUAUACAAUAUUGUUCGAUUAUUUUUUGAUUAACAGUUUGACAAUAAUACACACACACUCACACACACACACACACACACACACACACACACACACACACACACACACACACACACACACACACACACACACACACACACACACACACACACACACACACACACACACACACACACACACACACACACUUCUGUGAGGUUUUCCUGGUCAAUAGACUCUUUUUUCUCCCGGUAAUCUUGCAGCCCCUAAUAUAAGCAACUUUCAGAUAUCAUGUAUCGUCAGUAAGAAAAAUUAGUCUUGCGGUAUUUUCACCAUUAGCUGCUUGAUGCCCAAUAUAACUGAAUGUGUGUGUCGAGUAGACAGUGAAGGUCUUUGUGAUAAUUUUGUACAGAAGUACAACACACUCCGGUGGUGUGGGAGAAGACAGAUGCACUUCCAUAUUGAGUUGAGUUAUAUUGACAUGAAUGGUUAAGUAAACGAUGGUUUUCGUUAUCGUUCCUUUUGAUGUGUUUUUUUUUUUUUUUGAUGUUCGAGUCUUUUUUUAUGAGAACCUUUUAUUUUUAGUUGUGUCAUGAUUUACUGUUGUUGACUUAGUGGUAAGCUUGUAAAUAUUUGUGGUGGGUGGUGAGUUAUGAAUUCCAAUGGAAGCAGAUUUUAUUUUGGUGCACAAGCCAGAAUUAUUGUAAGAGGCUGAAGUGUGAUAACCCUUCCUUAGUUCCUUCACACUUAGCUCACCCACCCCGUCAAGUGUUGUUACUCCUGGAACAUCGCAACAUACUGGUGGAGAAUGUUAUGGUGUACAUUUUAUGUGGUGUACGUGUGGCGUGGUGCGCUGCGUGCCUGGCUUGGUGUGGACGAGAAGGGCAACUGACGCCCAGUACAAUCAUUCCUUUCCCCGUGUCUCAAAGACGUGGCCGUACCUGAGGUGCUGGCUAGCCCGCGAUGGCUAUCUCACUCUGCUCAGACCAAGUGUUGGCCAAAGUAUCUCAUCAAACAGUGUGGUCUUGUCCCUCACGGAAAACACCUGCGCCAGUAGAGGGAGAGUGCGGCCCACUGCAGUGUUUAUAGUGUGUUCGUUGGUUACUUAACACUUUUGUAGCUUUCGCCCUUGACGCCAUGGCAGUCGGACGGUGCUGGUACUCCUCCACGGGAGUGCGAGCGUCACCCCGACUCUGUGGUGUUGGUGUUCUUGGGAAUGGUAAAAAAAUGUAAAUAGUGAAAUUAGAAUGUUUUUACUUUCUUGUGUUAGUAAUUGGUAUAUUAUAUUACAUAUUUUUCAGAUUGUUAAUGCAAUUUUCAGCAUAUAUUUAAUUAUUUUUAGCAUAGUAACACCAGUGCAUGCAGAUGCUGCUCACUGCAAAUCGCGUGAGCAGCAGCUCAGCGCAAUAACACGUGCUGCAUGACAAAGUUCUCUCUAUGCGUACAAUACUUCCCAAAACACCAAACACGAUGCACGUCAGAUUUAGAAAUUAGAAAGCAAUUUUGCAACGCGCAAAACAUUUGUUAAUUUCUUCCUAAAGCGAAUGUAGAUUUGUUUCCCGAUAAUAAGAAUCACACCCAUUCAUUUUUCCUUGCUCACCGGCACUCACCGACACUAUUCCUCAGGUUUAUGAUAAACCUCGUCACGAAUAUAAACAUAAUUCAUUACGCUAAGAUAUUUUCUGUGACUAACCAGUCCUUACUCAAGCCUUACCUGAAAUGGCGGCACUUCCGCCUCGCCGGGACUCGACCGGCAGCCCAGGGAGUUUGCAGUCUGAAAAUGCAACAAGAUACUGCUCACUAUGAAAUCUGGAGACAUUUACACACUGAGCGUGCAUGUUUGCACUUACUGAGAGUUGUAGUUCGGAACAUUAUACCCUAACACUAGACGUAACUUUUAGUUUCAUAAAUUGUCCAGCAGUAUCGGGCCGCUUAGACACUGCUGUGUGUAUAUAGAUGUAGCUGUUCUUAUACCCUUGAGCCUGGUGAUGAAACACGUCUUUAUGGGCACCACCUGCGCGUGACCCACCUGUGUCGCAGUGAGCUGCGUUUCGCUCGCCGCAUGGGUCACAUCAAGUGUGACCCGCGUAGUGAAUCAAGUCAUACUAAGCUUUUAGAAGUACAGCGAACAUAUCAGUAUUCCGGUUACAGUCGUAGUAGGGAAUUCUAUAUCAUAUUUUGAAAAAAAAAAACAAAUCAAAAUUUCGGCGGGAAAGGCAGACACUCUAGAACCCAAAAAGCUGGAAUACUUCAUUAUUAUUAGCAUCUCCGAAAUGAAUGACAGGAAUGCGCUUUAAAAGCAAUCCCAUUAUUUCACUUGAAUAAAAUAGCAACAGAGUUUGCAACUCAGGGAGACUUUCAUGAAGAAAAAACCAUGAGACAUGUGAUGAUUGAAUCGGAUAAUUAGUAUUUCCUUUUCUAUCAACACGUGUGGGUCACUACUGUGGGUAAAGAUGUCUCCCGCUGCCCUCGGCAGUUCAGCCUCCCUCCCUCGCCCUCUGCGUCUGAGUGCUCAGAGGGCGCGGCUCUGGUCAGGAAUACAUUAAGGAUAGUUAUUUCCUUUGCGCCGUUAAUUAUUUUAUUUAUUUAUUUACUUAUUUUAUAUAAUUUUCGAUAAAACACACACACACACACACACACACACACACACACACACACACACACACACACACACAUAUUUAUUUUCUUUUCAGUCGCUCAUCAUUACUUUCAGUACACGCAACGCGAAUUCUUAUUUAAUAAGGCUAAAACUCUUGUCGCGCGGCGUUAGUCGCCCGGCAUCAUGUGCUGGCUUGCUGUUUGUAACAUGGACAGUUUUGUUAAGAAUCCCAUUCACACAAUGUAUAUAUGAUUACAUGUCAGACGAGCAGGUAUUUUCUUAGCCCUGUAUUGUUGGGAAUGAUAAUUCUUGUGAAAUACUGUAACAGGCAAAUAAAAGUCGAUCUAUCACAGAUCUUCACCCUUUUCGUUAGUAGGUAUUAAGGAAACGUUAUCUAAUUAUGUUACGUCAGCACGUCUAGCAGCAAUACUACACGAGGUGGUUGACGUGCAGUGCACACAACAUCUCACACUAGAAGCACUCACUUGCCUUGUUCAGGAAUGAUGGUCUUGUGCCCCGGUUUAUAUUAAUAAAAUGCCCCAAAAUCAU
Portunus trituberculatus (swimming crab) is the source of this 7721-nucleotide messenger RNA. RefSeq names its product receptor-type tyrosine-protein phosphatase kappa-like (gene Ptp36E). Lineage: Eukaryota; Metazoa; Arthropoda; Malacostraca; Decapoda; Portunidae. The transcript is spliced from 17 exons. Gene Ontology annotation, biological process: protein dephosphorylation. The coding region runs from base 1579 to 3717 and encodes 712 amino acids. Gene Ontology annotation, molecular function: protein tyrosine phosphatase activity. The record is from RefSeq and is a predicted model, not a curated record.